AUGAAUCCACGAAAUGUGGGUGGUGCUGGCACUAUUAAUGCAGAUGAUGGAUAUUUUAUCAGCAAUAACUUCGUGUUUAAUGUAAUUGACGGUCACUACGCUAUUGUAUAUUUCCCAUAUUGGAAAUUUAUUAAAUUUUCAUCUGGUUCUGUUAUUCAAACGG
Molecule: messenger RNA, 163 nt
Organism: Dentiscutata erythropus
Lineage: Eukaryota; Fungi; Glomeromycota; Glomeromycetes; Diversisporales; Gigasporaceae
Source: the annotation of a GenBank genome assembly